AUGGUGGCAUCUCGCUGCUGUCGAUGUUGCGUUGCGUUGGGCAUUAUCACUGCAGUGUCCGUGCUUGUCAAUGAGGCCCUGACUUCUCCGUGCAGCUUCGUGUCUCCUGGUGGCUCGGGGCCCCGUGGCGGGAACCGGCAAGGCACAGCCGAGAAGGAGCGAAGCGACGAAGGACGUCUCGAAGCAAUGUUUUGGCUACAGAAAAACUGGGAAGGUUUCAAUGCGACCUACAGCAAACUUUGGACCGGUGAACAGCUGACUGCAGAUGAUGUUCAGCGAGAUUUGGAUGUCACUUUUGCAAUGUCCUUGGCAAUAGGCAUCUUCGAUUCGUAUGUGCGUGUUGCGCCACCGGCGCAGCCACCGGAUUGCGUAUCAUACAAUACGCGCGGAACGUGCUGCCCUUCCCUCGAGUGCUACAAGGACCUGCCCAUGGGCCUGAAGAUAUAUGUCACGCUGCUCCUUCUCUUGGCCAUGCGCGGCGGUGUGCGGAUGAUCAGCGAAAAUCCGUCUUUGAGUGCUGGUAAUGCUGGGAAGUGCUUAUUUGUGCUGGCUGUUGCUGCACAAGUACUUACCACUUUGUACACGUAA
Messenger RNA from Symbiodinium necroappetens, 588 nucleotides. NCBI's taxonomy places the organism in Eukaryota, Dinophyceae, Suessiales, Symbiodiniaceae. The record is from the annotation of a GenBank genome assembly.